AUGAUAAUUUUAUUAGACAUUAAAUAUUUAUUGGUAAACUUAUACUGUAAUAUGAAAUUCAUCUUAGUUUUAAGCUUAUUAGUCCUUGUCACAUUAGUUUUUGUUGAAGCAAGACCUGAAGAAAAUAAAGAAUUUCUACUGCGAAAAAUGCUAUCGGAUACUACUGAUAAACUCAAAGUGUUAACAUUAAAACACUUAACAAUAGUUCGUAAUAAAAUUAAAAAUUAUUUCAAAGAAGAUGGUUUAGGCGAGAAAAUAGCAGAAGUUUUAAUUAUUUUAAUUAGACGUUUGAAUAAACGUUUAGAAAAUGGUUUAGAAUCAUCUAAUUUGGAAUAG
Schistosoma intercalatum is the source of this 336-nucleotide messenger RNA. NCBI's taxonomy places the organism in Eukaryota, Metazoa, Platyhelminthes, Trematoda, Strigeidida, Schistosomatidae. The record is from the annotation of a GenBank genome assembly.